AAAUAUGAACAAAAGAAUGAAACUGUAAUGUUAAUUUAAUGGCUACCCGGACGGAAGCUUUCAACUCAAUCUCAACCCGCAUCCGCAAUCUAUUCAUGGCAUCGUCAAGCUUCGACUUCCUCAGCGUGAAGCCCUACACUCCUCCUUCCUGGGCAUCCCACCUCCACCCUUUACCUUCUCAUAUCUUCUCUCUUGCCCAUCUUCCCACUCCAAUUCACAGAUGGAACCUUCCCAACUUGCCAGCGAAUACGGAGGUGUGGCUCAAGAUUUUGCAGCGUGACGACCUCUCUGGAAUGCAAUUGAGUGGGAACAAAGUCAGGAAAUUGGAGUUCUUGAUGGCCGAUGCGAUUGCGCAAGGUGCUGACUCUGUCAUUACAAUCGGAGGCAUCCAAAGCAACCAUUGUCGUGCCACUGCCGUUGCUGCUAAGUAUUUAAAUCUUGACCCUUUUCUUAUUCUCCGCACUUCUAAGCUCCUUGUUGACCAAGAUCCCGGACUCAUUGGUAAUCUCCUGGUUGAGCGUUUCGUUGGAGCUCACCUUCAACUUAUAUCCAAGGAAGAAUAUGCGCAAAUUGGAAGUGUCACACUUACCAAUAUCCUAAAAGAAAAGUUGAUAAAGGAAGGGAGGAAGCCAUACGUUAUUCCUGUCGGUGGAUCAAACUCUGUUGGAACAUGGGGUUAUAUAGAGUCAGUUCGGGAAAUUGAACAGCAGAUUCAAAGUGGUACAAGCAAUGUCAAGUUUGAUGAUAUUGUUGUGGCUUGUGGCAGUGGAGGUACAAUUGCUGGUCUAUCACUGGGAUCAUCAUUGAGUACCUUGAAAGCAAGGGUACAUGCAUUCUCUGUUUGUGAUGACCCAGAUUACUUCCACGACUUUGUCCAAGGCUUGCUUGAUGGACUCAAAGCUGGUGUUAACUCAAGAGAUAUUGUACACAUACAAAAUGCGAAGGGUCUUGGGUAUGCAAUGAACACUUCCGAGGAGCUUAAGUUUGUAAAAGAAGUUGCUGAAGCUACUGGUGUUGUUCUUGACCCAGUAUACAGCGGCAAGGCUGCAUAUGCUAUGCUGAAUGAUAUGAAUGAAAAUCCAAAGAAAUGGGAAGGGAGAAAGAUCCUCUUCAUACAUACAGGUGGUCUCUUAGGAUUGUAUGACAAGGUCGAUCAGCUGGCAUCUUUUGUUGGGAAUUGGCAGAAAAUGGAUGUUAAUGAAUCUAUUCCUAGGCAGGAUGGUACUGGAAAGAUGUUCUAGAGAAGGAAAACGAGAAAACACUGUUAUUGCUUGCAUCUAUGUUUUGUAGUAUCUUACUCUAAAUAAGUUGUAUUUUAUAGCAAUGGACUCACGGGAUCCUGAAGUUACUAUAUGAUAAUAAAGAUAUCCGAAAAAUAAAGUGAUGAUAUGACAAA
Molecule: messenger RNA, 1396 nt
Organism: Lotus japonicus
Lineage: Eukaryota; Viridiplantae; Streptophyta; Magnoliopsida; Fabales; Fabaceae
Product: bifunctional D-cysteine desulfhydrase/1-aminocyclopropane-1-carboxylate deaminase, mitochondrial
Exons: 10
Coding region: 39-1241 (400 amino acids)
Molecular function (GO): D-cysteine desulfhydrase activity
Source: RefSeq, a predicted model, not a curated record